Messenger RNA from Rotaria socialis, 267 nucleotides. The record is from the annotation of a GenBank genome assembly. NCBI's taxonomy places the organism in Eukaryota, Metazoa, Rotifera, Eurotatoria, Philodinida, Philodinidae.
AUGUUAGAUCAAGCUAACAACUUUCAUCCAAAUAUUAAACUAGUGCGACAAAUUGGCAGAAAUAUGCCACUUAUUGAUGAAUUCAUUGAGAACAGUAACGGAACUUUAAAAACUUCAGAGUAUCAUAAAGAAGCUGCUGAGCCAUAUCCCGUACCCUUUGUAUCAGAUCAUGAUAGUCAUGUUUUUCGAAACACUGUUGAUACUGCUAUUACGAGAGCAAUUCGUUAUUCAACAACCUUGGUUCAUUUCGAGGAAGAAAUACGAUAA